AGUCGACAGCAGUGCCUGUCAACUGAAAAGGAAACACGCAGAAACUGAGUAUAAAAUGCUUUAUACAAAUAAAGAAUUUUAGGACAGAAAGUGAAUUUUAAACCAAGUGAUAUUACAUUGCAAUGUAUCUGGCUAGAUUAAAGUUUAAAGCUCCCCAAUUUUAUAAAUUUGAAAUAUUUUAGAAAUGUAAGAAAGAAAAACAGUAUCAUUAGUGAAGAUUCAGUGUCAGAAAGUUUCUCUUGGAACGUUGUUCUCUAAAUAAUGAAGAUGACAUUAAUGUUAACACUUGAAAAGUUGAGUUCUUAAACACAACUCAGUGCUUAUAACAAUAAUGUUACAGUUUUGGAAGAAAACUAGUAAAAAAGAAAAGACUCAUCAGCAAUCAGUGAAUCAAAAUGUUAAUGGAGUUCCUCUACCAGUAGGGGUGUUUCUUCCAACAUUUUCAGAUUCAAAUUUAGAAGGUCCUCUUGCCAAUUUUCAGCAUGAUGGAUACACGGAUACACCCCCACCUCACCGGUCUCGGUUGUCUAUAACUCUAUCAGAAGUUUUGCAUGACCGGAUGGCUCUACUAUACUUCUCCCAGUUCGUGGAGUUGCGUGGUUAUUCCCUGCUGCUGAACCUCUGGCUGGAUCUACAGGUGCUACGUGGACAGUCUCUGAACGGUGCCGGUGACGGUGUUGGUGAGCGGACGUGUGCGUUGCGUAGUGUCAGUGACAGUGUGACUCCUCUUACGCGACAGAAAGUGUGCCAACGAUAUCUGACAGAAGAUCUAGUUCAGCGGUACAGGUUCCCGGAGGACCUGUGUGCAAGGUUUGAGGCCACCAAACAAGAGACUGCAGAUGAUCCAGCAUUCCAACAGUUGCAGGACUUUGUGUACCAAACCAUGAGAAGAGAGCUGUGGCACGACUUUCUACGCAGCGAGUUCUUCUCCAAGUUCCAGGUAGAGGUGUUGACGAGUGGUGGAGUGACACUCAGUGAUAUCCUGUACCACUCAGCUGCGCUCAAUGCAUUCACCGAGUUCCUGGACCAGGAGGGUUGCCGGAGUGUGGUGGAGUUUUGGUUGACCGCCACCGCCUUCCAGAGCCAGCUGAGGCCUGACAGUGACCCCACCGCCUCUCAGAACGAAGCAAUCAACAUAUACGAUAAGUACCUGUCGUUACAAGCCACGUGCCCGUUGGGAGUGGAUGACGCCACUCGUUGUGAAGUCGAACAUCGGAUCUGUGUAGAGGACGCGGCGCCACGCAACGACUGCCUGGAACCUGCCUUGCGCAAGGCUUGGGCUUACCUGCGCUACGUCUGUCUCCCACUGUUUCUGUCGUCACAGAGCUACGUGCAACUGAUAUCCGAGCUGAUGCGUGCGUCCAGAGCGAACUCUAGUCCUGCGUCGUCAGUGACUGAUGUCAGCGUGGAGUCGCGCGGAAGGUACGACCCUGACCUCAUCUGGCGACAGAGGAACCAGAAUAGGGGCUUGAGCAUCGGACGAAUAGACCAACUGGGAAGGUUUGAAACAGACAUCGAACCUGAGCCAGAUAAAAAAUCAGAGUCAAGAAUCACUAGAGUGGUGAAGAAACUGGUGAACAAGGAUGAACAAAAGCAAUACGUCAGGACUUUGGCAAGUGCGCAAGAGGAGAUGGCGUGGAGAGUUGCGGAGAUGAUCGUGAAGGAUGUGACAAACCUGACCAUGGGCGGACACACGGAAGACGAGGAGACGUGACAUGAUCUGCCUCUCGCACGCACCCUCUAGUCCUUAGACUACACGUAACUCUGUCUACCGACAAUCUGUGUGCCGGCUCAUCCAACAGUCACUCCCGAACUUGUACUGGUUCCAUGUCUUCAAUAUUUUACGGUUAUUUUUGGUGGUUAUCUCGCACGUUUCAUUGAACAUUAAUUACAUCGAGUUGUUUAUGUUGAGCGCAAUUAAGUUGAAAUUGACUCUGAGUUGAUACUGAUGAAAAAUAAUAGCAUUAAAUUUUACUUACUAAACACAGUUGUUAUGUGUUUAAAUUAUUUUAUCUGUUUGAAUAAGGUGGAUGUACUAAUACCAAAAACAUAUGGUAUAAUAUUACUUUUGGUAGUGGAGAUUCUGAGAUUUUCUUAUAUUGUUUAAAAUAAUUUAUUUGUGAUUUAUUUUAUGUUAUGCCCACUUAAAACACUAUGAAAUUAAUAAAUGCAAAUGUAGUGUCAAACUAAUUAUAUAAGAUCCCAUCCAUUAGAUAAGGUUAAUUUUAUUCCAAAUCCGAGAAAAAAUGAGUUGGACUUAAUAUUUUUGAUAGAAAGCUAUUUUUU
Molecule: messenger RNA, 2286 nt
Organism: Homalodisca vitripennis (glassy-winged sharpshooter)
Lineage: Eukaryota; Metazoa; Arthropoda; Insecta; Hemiptera; Cicadellidae
Gene: pkaap
Product: A-kinase anchor protein 10, mitochondrial
Exons: 10
Coding region: 332-1714 (460 amino acids)
Biological process (GO): intracellular protein localization
Cellular component (GO): plasma membrane
Molecular function (GO): protein kinase A binding
Source: RefSeq, a predicted model, not a curated record